GUUUUGGACCAAGCGGUUCUUUGCGCGCACUGGGCCCGACCGCACUGAAGCCACGCCCCUUUCCCCGGCUCAGACCACGCCCAAGGCCCCAUCAAACUCCUCCCGGAGGCCCCCUCCGGUCCUAUUUCCUCCCUCGCGGGUGGAGGCUCUGUAGAGAGGAUUUUCUCGGCCCAUCGCGGUCUGCGGCGUGUUUAAGGCAUUCGGGUUAGCUGAUCUCCGCACCGCCUCGGCCUGCAUCUUGCUGUCUGCACCUCCAGCAUGUCGUUCAGCUUGACUGAGUGGCUGUGGCAGGAGACAUACUGGUUACCACCCAAUGUCACAUGGGCAGAGCUGGAGGACCGUGAUGGCCAGGUGUUCGCCCACCCUCACCACGUGCUUGCUGCCUUGCCAGUGGCUCUGGUCCUGGUGGCUGCUCGAAUCGUCUUUGAGAGGUAUGUGGCCUUGCCCCUGAGCCGGUGGAUGGGUGUGCAGGAUCCAAUCAGGAGAAAGAUAAAGCCCAACCCCGUGCUGGAGAAAUACUUCCUCAGGAUGAAGCAGCGUCCAGAGGAGACACAGAUGGCCCUCCUGGCUUCCCAGUGUGGCCUCACGCUUCGGCAGACUCAACGCUGGUUCAGGAGACGUCGGAACCAGGAUCGGCCUUCCUUGUCCAAGAAGUUCUGUGAAGCCUGCUGGAGGUUCGUCUUCUAUCUGUGUUCCUUUGUGGGUGGCACCUCCAUCCUCUACCAUGAAUCGUGGUUGUGGACGCCGUCAUUGUGCUGGGAGAAUUACCCACGUCAGACCCUGAAUUUGUCCCUGUACUGGUGGUACCUCCUGGAGCUGGGCUUCUACCUUUCACUGCUGAUCACUUUGCCCUUUGACAUCAAACGCAAGGACUUCAAGGAGCAGGUAUUGCACCACUUUGUGGCCGUGGGACUGAUAGUCUUCUCCUACAGUGUCAACUUGCUCCGCAUUGGCACUGUGGUACUGUUGUUGCAUGACUGCUCCGACUACCUGCUGGAGGGUUGUAAGAUGCUCAACUAUGCCCACUUUAAGCGAGGGUGCGAUGCUCUCUUCAUCAUCUUCGCCUUAGUCUUCUUCUACACGCGCCUCAUAUUCUUCCCCACCCAGGUCAUCCAUACUUCUGUGUAUGACUCCAUCGCGAACUCGGGCCCCUUCUUUGGCUACUACUUCUUUAUUGCGCUCUUGGUGAUGCUGCAGAUUCUUCACGUCUACUGGUUCUGCCUCAUCCUGCGCAUGCUCUCCAGUUUCCUGUACAAGGGUCAGAUGAGAGAGGACAUUCGUAGCGAUGUGGAAGAACCAGACUCCAGUGAUGACGAGGCAGUUUCUGAAGGUCCACAGCUGAAGAAUGGGAUGGCUCGAGGGUCUAGAGCAACCGUUAGCAAUGGCCCGCGGAGCCGGGCAGCGGCAUGCCUGACCAAUGGGCACACCCGGGCCACAUAGACAACCUCAGACUGAUGUUGAGGGGUUGCCGCCAGCAUUGUGAAUAUUCGGAUGCUGGGCUGGUGAUUCUGGGAGACAGGGAGGCCCUACCUACCUCAUGGUAGGAUGAAGACUGAUGAUCUGUUUCCCUUCUGUUCCUCUCCCUUUAUCCUUUUGAGCAGCUUGACAGAACCUGGGGGAGCAGUGGACUCNGCAUCUGGCCAGAGCCACCCUCAGGCUGUAGCUUGGGGGCCAUGAGGAGCUUUGGCUCCAAGGACCAAUAAAACUUCAACAGCGAUGAAUUCUCUGCCCCAGAGCUUAAGUUCCCUUCACAGCAGUUCCUCUCCAUAACUUACUCUGUUGACAGGAUUCCUCACUGCCACAUCAAGGUUUAUGUCCACUCUUGCCCGUAUAGCACCACAGCGUGAAGAUGCUCCCUGCUCCUCAGUCAGUGCCUUCACUUUGUUCUACUUCAUAGUAGCUCUCCAGGACNUUGGUGUGAGCUGAUAGAGGCUGACUUGUAGGAAAGAAAUUAUUAAGCUUAGAUGAAGCCUCUCUGCUGCUGUCCAAGCCAGAGGGUAGAGCAGAAACCUGCGGAUGUCCUUGUAGUCCCUUGCUUAAAGCAACCUGCAUCCCACCCUGGGGUCUUUUACUCCCUUGAGACAGUGGAGACCUAAGAUUUGGUGUGCGGUCACUAUCUUUAGGAGUGCUGUAGGAAAACNUCCUCCUCCAAGAUGGAGGCUGAGUAGUAUUACUGAACUCNGAAACCAAAGCCAGAGGAUCCNUGUAUGGUNAGACCUUGCCCUCUUUGGGAGUAUGCAUGAGGAACAGAGUCUCGUGGAAGAAUGAGAAUCAGAGAGUGGGGAGAAGAGGUCAUCUCAGGCAAUCUCUAAAAAUAAAGACAAAGAGCAGAGCCUGGCAUGGUGACUCAUGACUGUCAUUUAACACUAGGGAAGAAGAAGCCACUAGACUGGAAGAACAUAUAAGCCUGGGAUACAAAGCAGGGCCAAGGUUCAAAACAAACAGUGGGAGGGGGGUGUCAAGUAACAGGUGCUGCAGAAGAGAAAACUAGAUAAAAAUCUGAGAUAGAAACAGCUAAGAAAAGGAUAGAAAAAUGCUGGGGCAAGAAUGAGGGUCAACUCUGCGUACAGAAUAAGGUGGUGGGGAGAUGAGAUAGAUUUUCGCCUUCUGGAGAAAUAUGGGAAAAAGGAAAAGAAAUGUGACUUCUGUUGAGAGAACAACAGUUUAGGAGAAACGGAAGGUACACUGGUAGAGAAUGCCUAGAGGCUUGUGAAAGAGACAA
This is a messenger RNA of Mus pahari (shrew mouse), 2722 nucleotides long. RefSeq names its product ceramide synthase 4 (gene Cers4). Gene Ontology annotation, molecular function: sphingosine N-acyltransferase activity; DNA binding. Gene Ontology annotation, biological process: ceramide biosynthetic process. The record is from RefSeq and is a predicted model, not a curated record. Gene Ontology annotation, cellular component: membrane. NCBI's taxonomy places the organism in Eukaryota, Metazoa, Chordata, Mammalia, Rodentia, Muridae. The coding region runs from base 259 to 1440 and encodes 393 amino acids. The transcript has 11 exons.